ACGGUUACGUUAGCUUACAUGUAGCUCUCUAGACGCGGGGUGUAGUAUAGCAACGACGAGGGGAUUCGUCGUAAACGUGGAGGUAGUUGGAAUUCUUGUGAUUCUUGUAACUGGGUUGUUUAGACUGGAUGUAACAAAGGCUAACGACGUUUUUAAAAGGAGGACACGACUUCUUUUUCCCCCACUUAACUAGGACACAGUAUCAAAACUCGGACCUACUUUGUGCCGAGCAUUACAUGUUGUGCCAGUUUGAUUAGGCUAUCGAACGAGAUGGCAGAGGCAGCUUCGAACACCAAGUCUUCGCCAAAGGAAAACAGGCCCGGGUUUAUCGACCUUCUAAAGCGUCUGCUGGACGAAAAUCAAACCGGCGGCCUGAAAUGGCUUGACCGGGGUCAAAACAUCUGGCAGUUGCCAUGGCGACAUCACAAGCCGACAAAAUGGGGCGAUCAGGAUGCGGACAUGUUGUUCAAGUUUUACAAACUUUACAACACGGCGAAUAAGUUUACCCCCGAUAAUGCACCCCGUCCCGAUGACCUGAAGAAAUGGAAGGAAAAUUUCAGGAACUCCUUGAGAAGUCUCGGGGUGAAAGAAUUAGUGAAGCACCGCAAUCAAGAAGGACCGAACCCGUUCAAAGUCUACCAGUUUAGUGAUGAACCCUUGGGUGUUAAGAAAAGUCGAAGAAAAUCUCCGGACUCGGUGCGUACGGUCAGCGAGAUCAACAGUGAUGCUUCCAGUACAGGGAGUGAGGGCUCCGACGAUGGGGUUCUGCAAGAGAACAUGUCUUUUCUCAGCUUCAGAAGCCGCAGUCCUUUCCGUGAUUUCAGCGAUAUCGAAACGGACGGGUUUUCCGGUGACUUGAAUGGCCCGGUUAUGGGACAAGCGCUAGGACAUAAUGCUGCUACUUAUCUCGAGAAUGUUUUUUUGCCAACUUCCGGGGUUCAGAACUUCAAAUCCGUUCAGAGCUCUCAUCCUACGGUGCGACCUGCUACUCAAUUCACCGCUGGUCCAUUGUUUUGUAACGAUGUAAACCCUAUCAACAUCACCCCUGUCUCAACUCAGGCCUACACUACUGCUUUUGCUCCAAACGGACAAUCCGUGUCAGCAACAGCAUAUCAGAACACCGUGUCAGGUGCGAAUGGGUUUGUACUUGCUACAGAUUCGACACUGCAAUCAAACAAGCUUGUUAAUAUAACCACGGGUACAGCUAAUGCGCCGUAUCAAGUCUACAACAACGUAGACCGUGAAGAUUUACAUCAGUACCCAAACGGUUUGAACGGGCACACCAACGGCAACAACAUCCCGGCAGCUAACGGUUUUGUUCCGGCUCCGCAUCUCUCGACCUGCGGGUCAGCUUUCAACAUAGAUAGCAAUUUAGACCUACACAACCCACAGGAAAGGAACAAUACAGAAUACAACAGCUGGAGUGAAAUAGUUGCAUUCUUAGACCAACUGGACAACCCAAAUAGACUUUCCGAACAUGCGAACAGUUCGAAUUCUCCAGCAAACCUACCCUUGUUUGAGAAUCUGACCUCGAUGAAUUCUGAUACAUUUCCGGGGAACAUGUCGAUCAAUGCGGGUGAUCUAAAUACCCGCAGCGAGCGUAGACCUCCAGAAACUGCUAACGGUGCAAACGCCGAUACUUUGGCGCAUUUUCUUACGCUCCCAGUAAGUUUGUCUCUGCAACCUUGCAUGAAAAUUAAAGUCAAUUACUACUGUUUUACCGCGUUGACCCAGGACAUUCUAGAACCGAGCAUUAAAAUAUGCUUCGUACCAAACGACAAUUUCAGAGCAGUCAGCGAACGGAGCCCGGAUAGUUUUGGUCCACUUGAGCCGAUUGUGGAACUACCCCACGUGACCCGUUGCCCCGAGCUGCAGCCUGAUCAGAUGAGAGACAUCGGCGCCAUUUUGGAGAACAUCAAAGGCGGCGUGCGAAUCCGUUACCACAAGGGGGAUAUCUACGCCAAGCGAUUCAGCAAGGCCGUGCUCCACCAUUCCAUACCCUAUGUGACGCCAUAUAAGAAACUUAACAGGGACGAGAAAUACGAAAAAAUAUUUGAUUUCAAUCAUUUCAAAAACAACAUCUCUCUCUACCCCACACCAUAUGUGCAGUUGUCGUUUAGCGUCAAAGAGCCGGAAAAACUUAUAACGCAGUUAUUGUCGAUAGAAAUUUGGCAUCUUGAAGCUAGCAGGAUCAUACAAAACGCUAACCCGCCGAAUACCAGCCUUUUCCCUUAUGAACCCGAGUGUUCACUUUCAAAUGAAUUUGACAGAAAGCUGAGUAUCGCUGAGAAAAUGACGAAUUCCUGCCCAGCCUGAAAAAAAAAUAGUUUGAAUCGUGCCUAACUUUGGUAAAGUUUUCAAACGGAAGAGUUAACUUUCAAAAGACAUUUUUUCCCGGUGACCCAACGGCGCAGUCCACUCUUUAUUGGAUCUGGAAGAUCUUAAAGAUCAAUAUUUGUUUGCCGUAGUAACCAGAUUUUGUUUAUGUGUUGAUA
Molecule: messenger RNA, 2495 nt
Organism: Physella acuta
Lineage: Eukaryota; Metazoa; Mollusca; Gastropoda; Physidae
Biological process (GO): regulation of transcription by RNA polymerase II; immune system process
Cellular component (GO): nucleus
Molecular function (GO): protein binding; DNA-binding transcription factor activity, RNA polymerase II-specific; RNA polymerase II cis-regulatory region sequence-specific DNA binding
Source: RefSeq, a predicted model, not a curated record